Molecule: messenger RNA, 1495 nt
Organism: Chrysochloris asiatica (Cape golden mole)
Lineage: Eukaryota; Metazoa; Chordata; Mammalia; Afrosoricida; Chrysochloridae
Gene: SMYD3
Product: SET and MYND domain containing 3
Exons: 12
Coding region: 111-1397 (428 amino acids)
Cellular component (GO): nucleus
Molecular function (GO): histone H4 methyltransferase activity; protein binding
Source: RefSeq, a predicted model, not a curated record
CGCCCCGCCCUUCGGGCUUCUGUGUGCUCGCAGGGCGCAGGCGCGCGGUUCGGGCAGUCGGGUGCAACGUGGGAUAAGGUAGACGGCUGAGGUGCGGGAACUGCGAGAGGAUGGAGCCCAAGAAGGUGGAAAAGUUCAGCACUGCUAACCGGGGAAACGGGCUGCGCGCCUUGACGGCGUUGCGUCCAGGAGAGCUCGUCUUCAGCUCGGAUCCCUUGGCGUACACGGUGUGCAAGGGGAGUUGUGGUGUCGUCUGCGACCACUGUCUACUCGGGAAGGAAAAGUUGCUACGAUGUUCUCAGUGUAGAGUCGCCAAAUACUGUAGUGCCAAGUGUCAGAAAAAAGCUUGGCCUGACCACAAGCGGGAAUGCAAAUGCCUUGAAAGCUGCAAACCCAGACACCCUCCAGACUCGGUGCGACUUCUUGGCAGAGUUGUUUUCAAACUUAUGGGAGAAACAGCCUCUGAAUCUGAGAAACUUUACUCAUUCUAUGAUCUAGAGUCAAAUAUUAACAAACUGACUGAAGAUAAGAAAGAAGGCCUCAGGCAACUUGCAAUGACAUUUCAACAUUUCGUGAAAGAAGAAAUAGAGGAUGCUUCUCAGCUCCCACCUGCCUUUGACAUUUUUGCAGCCUUUGCAAAAGUGAUCUGCAACUCUUUCACCAUCUGUAAUGCAGAGAUGCAGGCCGUUGGUGUUGGGCUAUAUCCUAGUAUGUCUUUGCUCAACCAUAGCUGUGACCCCAACUGUUCAAUCGUGUUCAAUGGACCCCACCUCUUACUGCGUGCAGUGCGAGACGUCGAGGUGGGAGAGGAGCUCACCAUCUGUUACCUGGACAUGCUGAUGACCAGUAAAGAGCGCCAGAAGCAGCUAAGGGACCAAUACUGCUUUGAAUGUGACUGUUUCCGAUGCCAAACCCAGGACAAGGAUGCUGAUAUGUUAACUGGUGAUGAGCAAGUAUGGAAGGAAGUUCAAGAGUCCCUGAAAAAAAUUGAAGAACUGAAGGCAAAUUGGAAGUGGGAACAGGUUCUGGCAAUGUGCCAGGCAAUUAUAAGCAGCAACUCUGAACGGCUUCCCGACAUCAACAUCUUUCAGCUGAAGGUGCUUGACUGCGCCAUGGAUGCUUGUAUCAACCUUGGCUUGUUGGAAGAAGCGCUCUUCUAUGGCACUCGGACCAUGGAGCCAUACAGGAUUUUCUUCCCAGGAAACCAUCCCGUCAGAGGUGUGCAGGUAAUGAAAGUGGGCAAACUGCAGCUACAUCAAGGCAUGUUUACUCAGGCAAUGAAGAAUUUGAGACUGGCUUUUGAUAUUUUGAGAGUAACACAUGGCAGAGAGCACAGCCUGAUGGAAGAUUUGGUUCUUCUCUUAGAAGAGUGUAAUGCCAACAUAAGAGCAUCCUAAAGGAAUCCAGUCAGAGAACAAGUCAACUGUCCCUUGUACUGAGUGCCUUAUAAGGGCACAUGCCUUCUGCUUUGUUUUCUGUGUGAGCAUUUCUUAUU